AUGCUCAAAAGUGAAUGCAAAGGUUUUUCAUCAUGUCUUAAUUUUGCUUCCCAAUGUUACAUGCUGGGUUAUUCUUCCACCUUGCUACCUGAAGGUACGGGGCAGGUACAAGCGUUUGGAAAACAAGGAAAAAUUUAUUCUCGCUUACGAUCAUUGAGUUCAUCAUCGGGAUCAAAGGUCGAGACAAAAGAAGAAGUGUUAGAUAUGGAUUCUUCUUCGGAAUAUGAUCUACUUGGUCAGGUUCAACAAUUGGUUUUUGCAUCGGGAAGUAAUGAUAGGAAUAAUUGUUUGAUCGAUUCUGAUGAGCUCCAUGACGAGAUGAAAGAGUUUAAUGCCAAAAUGAACUCGAGAGUCAAUGCUUCUGAAGUGUAUGAUUUGAAAGAGAAAUUAGGUGCUCAUUCCAAAUCAUCAAGAACUGACAACGAUGAUACCAACACUGAUGAUGAGAAUGAUGAUUCAGACAGCAGCAGUACUACAAGCACAGAAAAUCUCAAAGAAGUCUUUGAUUUCAAUGAUUCAACUGCAUUGACAAGGUUGAUUCCAAUUCGUAUACCCUCACGCAUUGGAAACAGACCUUUUCGAGUGAAGAAGAUUGCAUGUCUGGAAAGUGGAACGAUUAUACUCAAUGAGUUUGAUUCGAAAGUGUUUGUGAUUGGAGAGAUUGCUGACGGAAUGGAUCGGAGGACGGAGCUCACAGAAAUUUCACUCAAGUACUUGGACCACUUCGGAUGCAAGAACCAAGUGGAAGACGAGCGUGUGGUGGAAAUUUUCACAGGCGCUGACUUUGCAUUCUUUAUCACCGAAGGCUUAGGUUCUCAAAAGAAUUUAUAUUCCUAUGGGCAAAAUAGACAAUUCCAACUUUCACAUCCAUCGAUUUCUCAUUCAGAAGUUGAAGAGGCGAUUAGAGUUAACCCAAAAUAUUUCAAUUACGAGAAUCCAUCCAUGAUUAGUUGUGGCUCUCAACACGCGAUACUUGUGACUGAUAUAGGUAAUAUUUACUUUUGUGGACGUUUACACAACUUCCAAUCCACGACCUUUAUCAGUUGUAGAAUUUCAACCAUUACCACUGGGUGGAUGAGAGAUUUCUUAAUCUCUAAGAACAUUUACUUGGAUUCAGACUACAACAACAUGAUAGAAAAAUUUGAAAAUUUUAGCAUUAACCCAAGUAGCUCUUCGAUGCACAAUAGCCCAAUUGUCGUGACAAAGAAAAAUAACUACAAAAUAUGGCAAAUAAUCAAAAGUAGAGAGAUACAUACAAUUUUCAAAAACUGGAUUCACAGAUACUACACCUUACAUUUUCCAAAAGACGAAGAAAAACGAAAAAAACAGGUCCGCCAAGAGUCAGACUCUGAAUCGGAUUCGGAAGAGCCAGUGACAACACCUCAGGAAGAAGCGAGUCAAAAUACUGCAGUGAAUGAGCCAACAUCUUCCUCAGCAACCCAGACCGAGAAUACUAAUACAGGUGAAGCAAAUUCUGAGACCGAGAAGGCACAAGCAUUGCUGUCACCCUUGGACAUUCUUUCACAAAUAAUUACUGAGCACUAUCAGAAUCUCCAGCCAGAAUGUGAAAAUAAUGUAAAAUCUUCUGACAUUUUACAAUUGUUGAACCAUGCAUUCAAAGUUGAUUAUUACGAAAACGUCAAAACUAAUCCCACUGUCUCUGGUACUUCUUUGGAAACUAUUUUUGAGCGAGACUUCCAAUACGAAGUGUUAACAGAAAUUAUUACAAAUAGCCUAUUUUUGGAAAUCAUGCAAAAGCUCUUAACUGAUGAAUGCAUAUUUGAACGUUCCAUAGUAGAACAGUUUGCAUCCAUGUCUACUAUUGGUUUUGCAAAUUUCAUUUACGAAAAGCGCAAUAAUCUUGUGAUUUACGAAAAUACGUACUGCUAUACACAAAAAGGUUUUCAUUAUGCUAAAAAUUUAAUGAACACAUUCUAUGAGUCCAUGAUAUUAACCAGUUGUGACAGAUUAUAUCACUUCCCUGCACGAGGCAUUUCCCCUCAAAUGCUGACAUGGAAUUUAUUGGAUCCUUAUAUUCAAAUUGGUCCAAAACAGGCAGAAACAUAUAGACACCGAAAUGGCUUCGACCGUGUGUUGCGAGAAUGCUACACUCCUGAUUCGUCCAUGAUUGAUCCCUAUCUAUCUGCGGUUGAUGACGGCUUUUUGACCGUGUUUGACAUGUAUUGUGACAUUUUCUAUGCAACAAGCUCAGAAUAUUUAUGGUAUGACAAGCAUGAGCAAACAACAGAUAUGAAAGACAAUCAAGAAAUAAUUUCCCAAUUACGCUCUAUUCAUAAUCCAUUACCAUAUGAUAUUGAAAUUGAGCUCAAGAAGAAGGAUGAUGGUCAUGACAUUUCUUUUUACUUUAACACUCACAAAAUUAGAAAUAGAGGAAAUAUUGCAACCAUUCAACGUGUGUCAGAGGGAAUUGUAAUGACCACACUCGAUCGGAAAUUGUAUACUUUUGGUUCUAAUGCUUAUUCUGAGUUAGGAGAAGUUUCAGUGGUAGUGAACUCGGCUCAUUUCAAUCUGAACGAACACAUGACUGCACUAGAACCUGUGAAUGUGUUUUGUGAUCAAUAUGCAAUGGUGGUGGAAGGAAAGAGAGCCUGGUCACAUCAACUUGAUCCAAAAUGGUUUGGCAACAUUCCUCAAACGAUCCUUUUGAGACAACUUCUAACACCAUUCCAGUACGGCAGUGAAGAAGAAAGUAAGGUAUUUCCUAAUACUUUUUACUUUUCUGGAGAUAGCUCUGGAGCUCGCUCGAUUAACGACUAUGAUGACGAUGGACGUAAUAAUGACCAAGACAACGAUGAUGUAGACCCAAAAGACAAAACCAUAACUGAGUUAUUACACAAAGACUCUGAAAAGAUUGUUGAGUUUCCACACUUGUCACUUUUAAGAUAUCGAUACAUGCCCUAUUUGCACAAAUUGAAAAUGCAUAUUGUAUUUGGAUUGGACUUUUUCAUUGUUUAUUUCACUCUAGAUAAUGGCAACACGGCAAAGCGCAUUAUGGCAAACAAGCUCUCACAACUAGUGAAUUCAGACAAGUUGGCAGAUUGUACAAUUUUCCUUACCAAUACAAAUUAG
Messenger RNA from Naegleria lovaniensis, 3090 nucleotides. RefSeq lists its product as uncharacterized. The coding region runs from base 1 to 3090 and encodes 1029 amino acids. Lineage: Eukaryota; Heterolobosea; Eutetramitea; Acrasida; Naegleriidae. The record is from RefSeq and is a predicted model, not a curated record. The transcript is spliced from 2 exons.